Molecule: messenger RNA, 856 nt
Organism: Oncorhynchus mykiss (rainbow trout)
Lineage: Eukaryota; Metazoa; Chordata; Actinopteri; Salmoniformes; Salmonidae
Gene: exosc5
Product: exosome component 5
Biological process (GO): U4 snRNA 3'-end processing; rRNA catabolic process; nuclear mRNA surveillance
Cellular component (GO): nuclear exosome (RNase complex); cytoplasmic exosome (RNase complex); nucleolus
Molecular function (GO): RNA binding
Source: RefSeq, a predicted model, not a curated record
GACAACACAAAUAAGCUACGUCAAAUCCCCGCGACAUUCUUCUAGUUUUCUUUUUACAAGCACGAUGGAUGUGUGUGCAUCUUCGAGUCCUACUUUGAGGGAGUUUGGCUGCGAACAGAAUUUACUAUCACGACCUGAUGGAUCGUCGUCCUUCGUCCAAGGAGACACCAGUGUAUUAGCUGGAGUGUAUGGCCCGGCGGAGGUGAAGGUCAGUAAGGAGAUCUAUGACAGAGCUACCCUGGAGGUGGUGAUGCAGCCCAAAGUGGGACUACCAGGUGUCAGAGAGCGAGCCAGAGAACAGUGUGUGAGGGAAACAUGCGAGGCGUCUCUUCUCUCCACCCUUCAUCCACGCUCCUCCCUCACUCUCGUCCUACAAGUGGUCCAUGAUGACGGUUCACUGUUGUCCUGUUUUCUGAACUCAGCCUGUAUGGCCCUGAUGGACGCGGGCCUGCCUAUGAGCUGCCUGUUCGCUGGGGUCACCUGUGCCAUCGAUACAGAUGGCCAGGUCAUUACCGACCCCAACGCAGCACAGGAGAAGGAAAGUCGAGCUUUGAUGACCUUCGCUAUUGACAGUACCGAGCGCAGAGUGAUGAUGUCAUCCACCAGAGGGUCUUUUACAGUUCACGAGCUGCAACAGUGUAUAGCUGUCAGUCAGAAAGCAUCGGACAAGAUCUUCCAGUUCUACAGAGAUUCUGUCAGACGAAGAUAUUCCAAGACACUCUGAUUAUCCAGGAUUCUGCUUAUAUCUUACUUUUUUUUUUUUUUUUUUUUUUUCAGGUUUGUUGUUUUUUAAUUUUACAGCUCAAACCAUUGUUGUUUUUUAAAUAAAAAAUAUUUGGAAUUGGUUGAAUUAUUA